Coccinella septempunctata (seven-spotted ladybird) is the source of this 1169-nucleotide messenger RNA. It is a transcript of the gene Cpap3-a1, whose product is annotated as protein obstructor-E-like. The record is from RefSeq and is a predicted model, not a curated record. NCBI's taxonomy places the organism in Eukaryota, Metazoa, Arthropoda, Insecta, Coleoptera, Coccinellidae. The transcript has 5 exons. The coding region runs from base 115 to 837 and encodes 240 amino acids. Gene Ontology annotation, cellular component: extracellular region. Gene Ontology annotation, molecular function: chitin binding.
CGAAGUGAUUAUUGACCGACAACCUAAGAGUUCUUAAAUAUCAAGAGACCAAAAGGAACUCCAGUUAGUCGCAAGUGGUCUUACCGGUGUAACUGUUGUGAUUGAAGGGACAAAAUGAAGAUUUUUGUGUGUGUGUUGGCCCUGGCCACAUUGGCAUAUGCCCAACAGUUCAAAUGUCCACCAAAAGAUGGCCAAUACGAAGACGCCAGACAGUGUGACAAAUACUACGAAUGUGAAGACGGAGUAGCUAGGGAAAAAUACUGUCCGGAUGGUUUGGUUUUUGACCCAACGAUCCGCAAGAUCAACAAAUGCGACCAGCCCUUCAAUGUAGACUGUGGUGACAGAACUGAACUACAACCACCACAAGGGAAUUCCAAUUGCCCUAGGAAAAACGGUUUCUUUGCCCACCCUGACCCGACCGUCUGCGACAAGUUCUACAAUUGCAUAGAUGGGGAAUUCACCGAACUGCCAUGCACUGCUGGUCUACACUUUGACGAAUUCAGUGGUACCUGCGUGUGGCCCGCUGGAGCAGGAAGAACCGGCUGUACAGAAAGAGGAAAUAAACUGAAGGAUGGUUUCGAGUGUCCCAAGGAAUCUCAAGUAGACGCCAACGGUCAACGUACAGUGCAUCCAAAAUACGCCCAUCCAACCGACUGCCAAAGAUUCUACGUGUGCCUGAACGGUCAAGAACCUAGAGACUUGGGAUGCCAGGUUGGGGAGGUCUACAACGAGGAAAGCCAGAGGUGCGACGCACCAGAAAAUGUACCCGGAUGCGAAGACUGGUACAAAGAUGACCCACCAGUAUCUCUAUCCAAACCCAAGAAGUCUCGCAAAUAAGACCAAGUUCCUCUCUAAUUUUUCCUUUAAAUACAUAGUGAAUCUGUGAGAGACAUUUCGAACUGACGUGUCGCUACAUGAGAGGGUUGGUGCCCCACCAAUAGCGAACUAUAAAAGUAAAUUCUAAAAAAUCGAUUCACCAUUGAAAUUCCCUUUUAUCCAACAAGAAAAAAACGCCACCUGAUUUCAUAGUGAGUCUUACGGAUUACGUUUUAAGAGCACAUUGUUGAAGCACAUUUUGUUUUUUUUUCCAGAGGCAUAUCUUUUGUGAACUGAUAUUAGGUUUUGUACAUUCGAAUGUCGAUAUUCUGAAAUAAAUAUACUUUUUUAAG